AGAAACCGCAACGGAGGUGUCAGCUUCGUUUGUCAUUAAUUCCCAAUAAUACCGGAAAUAGCGUUGUUGUUACUAAUACCGACGUUCUUUGUACUCUGGACCGUAUUUAGUGAUAUUGAUAUACAGGAAAGAUGAAGGUUUUGAAUUUUAUGGAUUACUUGAACGCAUACAAACAAACAAUGAAGCUAGUACCUGGACACCUUCCCCCCAUUCCGACAAGUACGACGAUGGAGCGUCUUCCACUGCCGUUGCCUUUCAAUGCUGAUCUUCUGUGGAGAUAUCCACUGGGUUUCCCAUCUAUCUCACACCAAAAUCCCCCUUCGUCUCCCUUGUUGGACUACAAAAGUCAGUUACCAUCGUCUUUACCGUCAGAUCCCAGAGUGUGGAACAGAGAAGACGUCACCACUUUCCUACAGUGGGCCGAGAGAGAAUUCGACAUCCAACCUAUAGAUCACGAUAUGUUCCAAAUGAAUGGUAAAGCUAUGUGCCUUCUAACAAGGACCGAUCUAGCAGAAAGAGCACCUGGAUCCGGCGAUGUCUUACACAACGUGCUACAAAUAUUAGUUAGAGAAGCCAACAAUCUUCAAAGGAUCCUCCCCAGCAGUCCAGUAACACCAACCUCCAGACACCCUUAUCCAUUAUCUCCUCAUUCACAUCCUCCAACGCCCAACUGGAGCAUGUUAUCACAGAACAACGAAUCAAUGCACUCCUCUCACGCAGCUUUGGCUGCUCAUCUCAUGGCACAAAGCAAUUCGGUAACUCUUAGUCCAGCCCCUUCGGUAGAUAGUCAGGCCAGUAGCCCUCAGCACGCGGAUAACCAAGUAUUCAGUCACUCAAUAUUUAAUGUAAACGGGAGCAACGGAAGCGGUUCGAAUCCUUCAGACUCCGACGAAGACGCUGUAGAUAAAAAGGGUUACAGUGGUAGUGGUAGCCCGCCCAAUACACCUAACGCUUACUCUUUCAUGACGCAGAUGCCAUAUUUUCCUCCUAGGAGUCCAAAGGAACCUGUUUCCAGUCCGGCAGCCUUCAAGAACACCGGAAGGGAAUUCUUCCCUAAUGAUCCUUCUGAACCAAACACAAAUGGAAGGCUUCUAUGGGAUUUCCUUCAACAACUAUUAAACGAUCCAGCUCAAAGAUACACGAGUUAUAUCUCGUGGAAGAACCGAGAAACGGGAGUUUUUAAAAUUGUGGAUCCUUCGGGACUUGCAAAAUUGUGGGGAAUCCAGAAGAACCACCUUUCAAUGAACUACGACAAGAUGUCUAGAGCUUUAAGAUAUUAUUAUAGAGUCAAUAUUUUAAGGAAAGUCCAGGGAGAAAGGCAUUGUUACCAAUUUCUUAGGAACCCAACCGAACUGAAAAACAUCAAAAACAUAUCCCUGCUUAGACAACAAAUGUCUCCAACGAACGCUACCGCCAAACCACCUCAAGCCACCCAGAUUCCACAACUAACCACCACGAAAGACUUUCCUGGAUCUAUAAUCAAGUCAGAACCCGUGGACACCUCCGAACAAGAGAUGCCUCAAUCAAGACCUGCGGUGGAUUACGAUGAGAAACCGACGGAUCUAAGUAUGGAAGGUCCUACCGACCUCAGUAGUAAUACGAGACAUAUCAAUAUAGUGUGUUCGCCAGACCCUCCAAUUUCGGGACCUCAUCACUAGCGACUAACUUAAUUUUUAAUAGAACUGUGCAUUAUGUAGCUAAAUAUCUGGUGCCAAUAACAAAAGACUUACAAUAAUUAUGUGCAAAUACUGUUUAAGUUAUGUUAAACAGAUGGCGUAAUGAGUCUCAAAGUGGGAUAUCCAUAUAAACACAACGAUCUUGAAAUUGCAUUUUUGAUACAUUGCUUAUAUUUAUAUUUAUUAUAAUCUAGAAUGCGGGACUUGUAGAUUGUUUGUUUCUUAGCGCAGUUUUACCCUGGCCUAAUUAUUCGGAAUUAUUAUUAGUUUUUUUUGCGACGGAACAAACUAAUAGAAUAAGUCUUUUUAUUUUCCCCCUCUCUCGCUAAUAUGAUUAUUUCUAGGAGUAUUUAACAUGCUUCACCACAAUGUGGUUUUUUCAAAUCUUGAGGUUUAGUUAGUGUCUCAACCUAUCACGAAGUCAGAUUGUAGUGAAGCAGUUUAUAUAAAAAAAAGUUUCCAUCAGAAAAAGUUCUCCUCAAUUCUUUAUCUUAUCAAGUGUUAUCUUGUAUUUCGUUGAAACCGAGAUUUUAACAAGCAUUAAGUUGGAUAUACAUAUCUUGGAACGAUAUAUCCUAAUGUUUUUAGCAAAUUUAGUGAUAGUAGAAUAAAUAAUUAUUUUUUAAAUUGAGUUAUUUAUAGCUUUAAGGGAGUCUGUCCUUUCAGAUUCCUUCUCGUAUACGUACUUUUGAAUUUUGGUGUCUUUUCAGACAUAACCUAACCUCAAAAUGCAAUUUUUUAGAGCUAAACAGAUCAACUUUGAACUUUUUACCUCAUCUUUGGAACUCUACUCUGUAAAUAGAUCUUAGCUAUAAGUUUGUAGAGCAGUGCAAUUCGUAUUGUUUCGGGGAUCUCUUAUACCUCGGCGGACAUUUCGUAGCGGGGAUCAGGAAGCUGCUCCGACGGUUAAGAGUCCUCAUGUUAAUUACAGCGAUAUAUGUGCCAAAAGUUUAAUUUAUUUUCUUUGGACACAAGAAAUUUUACUUUGUUGAUAGAUGGAUAUUUUUAUUACUUGAAAACUUAUGUUUUACGCUGAGAAAUAUGUCUACAUUUUUUUUAUUUUAUUACAAUUAUUUUGGUGACUGAGUAGAAUUGAAAAUGUUUAAUCAACUAUCUUAAAUAACCAGGCAACAAUGUUUCUAAUACGUAUUUCUUUAUAUAACCAAACAUGUGACAAUUUGAAUAAUCUCUGAACAAACUUACUAAUUUUAUUGUUAACCUUUUUACCUUUCAAUGUGCAAUAUUUAGACAAAGAUUUGUGUUAACGACAAUAUAUUUUAUGUUUCAUCUUUUCUUUUGUUGAUAAUUAUCUACAGUGUGAUAAAUAUUGUAUUUAUUAAUGUAUGACUUAAUUGAUGACUAUUCUAAAUGUAACCGCUUUUGUGAUUCAUUAUUCAGGAUUGCUGUCGAAAUGCACUAUAUACUAACAUAAGUUACAUAAGAAUGUGGAGUUUAAAAUAUUUCUAAACAAACUUUCUACUAUAAAAUCAUUUAUUCAAAUCGAGUGUCUAAAGAAUUCUAUGUGAUUUAUAGCGCAGAAAAAAGGAUAAAUAUGACACGUCAAAGCAGUGGCGUUUCAAGUUUUUUUUUUGAAAAAUCGUUUUAUUGUGUAAAAUAUUAAACUGACGUUAAAUUGCAGUUUUAAUGAAUAUUAACUAAAAACUUAUCGAUUUUAUUUUCUUUAAGUGGCUUCUAAUGUAAAAAGAAGGUAACAAGUUAAUUAUUGAUGCCAUUGUCCUAAAACAGGUGAACGGAGCUUCAUUUAAACCAUUUUUUCUACUUCUCUUUUAGAUUAUUAUUUAAAGCAAUUUAAAACCUUGGCUUCUCAUAACAUGUCUUCUUUUUCUUGAUGUUCCUAUCCAUUACGAAUGUUGGCGAUCAUCAUGGCAAUCUUUAUCUUCUCUGCAACAACGCGGAAAAGCUGAACCAUAUUCUGAGGUUAUUUAACCAAGAUGUUCUUCUACCUGGACCUCGCUUUUCAAAUAUUUUUCUUUGCAGACUUGUAGCUUUCUAACAUUUAAAACAAUGUUUUAUUUAUUUACUAAUUUAUUACAAUUCAAUAGACUAUUUUUAUACCAAUUUUUGGGUCUUACCUUGUCUGCUUAAAUAGUUUAUUCAUUUUGAAAAACCACAGACAUGUAAUAUUGGCAUAAUUACUGUAAUUUAUAUCAUUUAUCUUUGUUUAUCUUUAUAAGACAACACCCUAAUAUGGGUUUUAUUAUUUCAGCGUUUAAUUAACUUCGUAUCGAGACCUGAAGAUGCUUUGCAUAUUGUAGAAAGCAAAACCUGAAUCUUGGCGUGCUGCAUCAAACACUCUCUCGUAAUCAACCAGACAUGCGUAUACAUCGCAGUUGACGUCUCUGCAUCUCUGGAAUAAGACUGACAUGUCUUAGAUUUAUAAUUGUCUAGAAGAAAUGGUAUCAACAGUCCUUUUUCUUUUUUACAUUCGUGGUAUCAUCAGCCCAGCUGAUUCCCAGUAUUUUCUGUGGCUUCCUUCAGUGUUUGCGGCUUUUGUUUUGCUCAUCGAGGAUUUCUAGACUACUAAUAAAACCUGGAUAUUUACUCGUGUUUUUAAUAUUCACAGGUUGAUAAUGUCCUAUUAUGUUCAUCGUUUAUACUUCUAAUAUUUCUAGAGUAUUUAUUAUGGAUAUGUUUUAAACAAGUCGGCAACAACACAUAAUCAAACCAUCCCCUAUUGUUCUCUAUUUUUUUUUUGAAAAUUGGUUUUUUUUUCGUAAAUUUUAUAUAAAUAUUUUGGUUUUCUGUUUUUGGCUUCAAGUCCAUUAUUUUCCUCCAAAUUUCAAGAAAACGCAUUAACAAAGAUGAACAAAGAAUAAACUAUUAUUUUUUCCUUAAAUUGCGUAAGAAAUAACUUAGACCUCUUAUUUAUACAAAUUUGAAAGUUGCAAUAAAAUUUGUUGAUAUGAAUUGAAAUGAAAUGAAUGAAAUAUUUAUAUCUCCAUUCAAUCGUGUGACUUUUGUAGUCCACUUUGUAUUUUUUUUCUUAGAGUUUAAGUCUACCAGUGCCUCAGUCACCAGAAAAGGGCAGCUUUAAUUUUUCCAUUCUAGGAAAUAUAAAGUGAUAAUUGUUGACAAUAUUUUCGGAAUUUAAAAAACGUACAAAUUUAAGGUAUAUGACUGGAAUGUCUCAAAUUGUUAUCACUGAUUUUGUACAGUAGUUUGUGGACGGGUUUUUAUAGAAGUGUUCAUUGUUAUGUACAAGACAGAAUAUAAGUUCAAAGAAUCAAAAAUAUAGUAAUUAAAUUUCGUAUUCUGAUUGCCGAAAUUGAUUCAUGUUACAUAAUCUAGUGUUUUGAUCACUUAUAGCAUUCGUUUCAUAACAAACACGUUACUUUUUGAACAAUAAUUAAUGUUACAACUAUUCUAACCUAACAUAACCAAAAAAUUAUAUAUUAUAGGUUUAUUCUUCAUUCUUGACCUAUUGGAGUUUUCAAAAUUUGUAGCAUUCUUUGAGAGUUUAAUAGUUGUUAUUCUAGCCUAUUUUUGCUCCUAAGAGUAAGUUUUUUUUUCCAUCGUCCUAAUGUAUCUAGUUCAUGAUUCCUAAUAUAGUCUUUAUUAUUAUUUUGUGAUGAUCGACGUUGCCAAACCAAAUAAAUACGAAAAUAUCCACAGGCUGAGUUUUUGUGAAAAAGACGUUGAACAAACACGGUUUAUGAACCAUGAAUCAAUCUCAAAAGAAUAUUUAACCGAAACAAAUAUAUCAUAACGAACAAUCAACGUCCACGAACUGGCUUGGGGCUUUAAAAUGUGUAAAAAUAAAACCACAUUCCAAUAAUUGUGGCUAUUGCCUUAGUUUUAACUUUUAUAAAUGUAAAACAAAUAAAGUAGCUGAAUUUUCCAGCUCCACUUCUGUGAUCUCUAAAAGAAAAAAAUUGACUCAAAUUGUGUGAUCAUAAUAGGUAUAUAUAUUUAUAUACUUGCAUAUUAUAUAUACAUUUGAAAAAUUAUACGUACAGGGUGGAAAAUAUAUAAAUCAUUGUAAAACUAUUUUCUAUACCUAGAGUUGUGUUGACAAAUUUUAAAGUAUCCAUUUUGGAUUUAUCUAAAUUUGUAAGGAGGUUUUGAAACAAACACUUCUAGAGUACUCUUUUUUGUUAUACUACCUUGUAUAUUUGUAUAUAUUUUACAAUUACAAAUGAAGAUAUAUAGUUUACUUUCGAUUUCUAAUUGUUAAUGAUUUUGAAAAAUAAAAUGAUACUCGUA
Diabrotica balteata is the source of this 5900-nucleotide messenger RNA. The record is from the annotation of a GenBank genome assembly. Lineage: Eukaryota; Metazoa; Arthropoda; Insecta; Coleoptera; Chrysomelidae.